CAGCCCUAGGCUCAAGUACAAAUAUUGCAUCCGUAAUUAUUCUAACAAAAUAAAUAAAUACAUCAACAAUUAGGACACCUCAUGAAGACCUUUUUUGUGUUUUUCCUUUCUUUUUGGGUGAACUCCAGACACCCCCUUUCCCCCUAAAAUAUGACUUUUCCCCGUUCUUCCUUCUACAACAAUCCAGCAAUUUUGUCCCUGAAGAUAACAGGGCCAAAGAGGGAAGUUAAGAUCAUCAGCCAAUAAAAGUCAUUCCAACACCCUAUCAAUAAUAUCUGGCAUCACACAUUUCAUCUUUAAAUCGGAAGUUGGAACCCAUCAUAAAAGUUGGACUUGUCAUGUAUGAGAUCACAGGAGAUUACAUCUGAGCCCCGCAGAGGGUGUCCCACAAAUGCUUCACAUUCACAUAGAAGUUGUCAAUGGGAGAUGUUUGUAAUAGUAUGCUGUAAGGUGUUGUAGGGCGCUCUGAGUUCGACUUCAGUCCAGCACCCUCAGUAGGGGCACCGUUCGCGCAAUUGGAAGACGUGAUACGCGUCCUCUAAUUGAUGUAAACAGUUGAAGCAUGCGAGGAUGCUUCACGCUGUUAGUGACUCGUUCUCUUCUCCCUCUCUCCCCCAAUCCACCCGGCGGCGACUUAACAUCCAUUACCGCCGGUGGAUGAGGGGAGAGAGAGGGAGAAGCAAGACCGCCACUCGUCUACUCCCCGCAGAUCCAAUGGAUUCUUUGUGCUGGUCACUGGGGUUGCUGGCUUCGUGGGUACCCACUGCUCACUGGCUUUGAAGAAGCGAGGCGAUGGAGUUCUUGGCCUCGAUAACUUCAAAUAGUUGACGAAGAUGAGCUCUCCCCGAUCGAACAAGUGCGGUUAACGGUGACCAACACCGACGAUCCAACCCUCCCCGUCUGGACCUUCCGGAUGUGGUUCCUGGGUUUGAUAUCAUGUGCACUGCUGUCAUUCCUCAACCAAUUCUUCGCCUACCAAACGGAGCCCCUCAUCAUAACCCAGAUCACCGUUCAGGUGGUUACCCUGCCAAUCGACCGCUUCAUGGCUUCUGUCCUACCGCGCACCAAAUUCCGCUUACCAGGUUUUGGGUCAACGGAAUUCUCUUUGAAUCCGGGACCAUUUAACAUGAAGGAACAUGUUCUCAUCUUCAUAUUCGCUAAUGCCGGGAGCGCUUUUGGAAGUGGAUACGCCUAUGCCGUCGGCAUCGUCAACAUUAUAAAGGCUUUCUACCGGAAAAACAUCUCCUUCUUAGCUGGAUGGAUACUUGUAAUAACCACUCAGCUAAUACGUGCACCGGUGAUGACUGUUUGUACUCUUUCCGCCGGUGAUAACAGUCCGGCUUCUAUCAGGGCAGAGUCUAAAAUACCUGAAAGAGUCGCCGGUGAUGACUGUUGGUCGCCGCCGGUUGGAAAGGGAGAGGGUGAGAGUGACUAGUGAGGGCAGAGUCCGAUG
Molecule: messenger RNA, 1453 nt
Organism: Nelumbo nucifera (sacred lotus)
Lineage: Eukaryota; Viridiplantae; Streptophyta; Magnoliopsida; Proteales; Nelumbonaceae
Source: RefSeq, a predicted model, not a curated record